Peniophora sp. CBMAI 1063 is the source of this 936-nucleotide messenger RNA. The record is from the annotation of a GenBank genome assembly. NCBI's taxonomy places the organism in Eukaryota, Fungi, Basidiomycota, Agaricomycetes, Russulales, Peniophoraceae.
AUGGAAUCCUCAGAUUUGUAUACCGCGAAGCAACAGUUCUAUCUCGGCGCGUACAAGUCGCUCGUAAACUCAGCCCUUCCCAGCGAAUCCUCCGACGACUUUAUUCCUAUUUUGGUCUACAAGGCUCGAGCACACCUCGCGCUCGAUGACGCUAAGGGAGCUUUGUCAUUGAUCCCAUCUGCAUACGCCGAGAAUAUCGCCUUGAAAGCCGUCUCUGCGCUCGCCAAAUAUAUUGCUGGCGAUGAUAAUGACGCUGCCCUGGAGGAGUUGCGCGAUCUCUGCGUCGAAGUCGAGGGCGAUGAUACAGAGGCUUCUGCUCAGGAGGCAGGUUGGGUGCGGGUACUGGCAGGCACGGCGUUUGCCCGCGCAGGCGAGGCGGAAGAAGCGAUGGAGACAUUGGGUGCAGGGACGAACACUCAGGAUCUCGAAGCGGUUGCUGUGCUCGCUCAGGUCUAUCUAUCCAUCCAUCGUCCGGACCUCGCACGCAAGGAGUUUGAUCGCGCGAAGAACUGGGCAGAGGACGAUACUCUAUUGCAAUUCAUCGAAGCGGCGAUCGGUCUGGUGACUGGCAAGGACGGCUACUCCGACUCGCACUCGUUCUUCACGGAGCAGCUCGCGAACCCAUCACUUACUUCGCCACACCUGCUCACAUCGCGCGGGAUUGCGCGUCUGCUCCGAGGAGAGGUUGUAGAGGCACGGUCAGAUCUUGAGGAAGCUGUGGCGCAACAGAACGGACAUGAGGAUGCAGAGACCCUUGCUGCGUCUGCAGUCGCGGCUGGUCUGGCACCGAAGAAAACAGAUGCUGAGGAGAUCUGGAGUCGCCUUGCCUCUACAUACCCAUUGCACCCUUUGGUCGAGGACGUGAACACCCGUGCUACGCAGUUCGACGAGUUCGCAUCUAAGUUUACUGUGCCUGCGCUUGCUACUGCUGCGUAG